This is a messenger RNA of Sitophilus oryzae (rice weevil), 8550 nucleotides long. RefSeq names its product proto-oncogene tyrosine-protein kinase ROS-like. Gene Ontology annotation, cellular component: signaling receptor complex; membrane. Bases 103 to 7104 code for a protein of 2333 amino acids. Gene Ontology annotation, biological process: cell surface receptor protein tyrosine kinase signaling pathway; positive regulation of kinase activity; multicellular organism development. Gene Ontology annotation, molecular function: protein binding; transmembrane receptor protein tyrosine kinase activity; ATP binding. NCBI's taxonomy places the organism in Eukaryota, Metazoa, Arthropoda, Insecta, Coleoptera, Curculionidae. The transcript is spliced from 26 exons. The record is from RefSeq and is a predicted model, not a curated record.
AUCCAAGGCUGCAAAUUAUGGAAAGAAGCGUUGACUCAAUCCUGUCAAAAUGUCUGCAAUGUGACGUCAGAUCGCCUCAGUCACAGAGAAUUGCACUGCGUAAUGGGAUGCAACGAUGCCACCGCAAAAUAUUUCGCAAAAAUGCGCGAAAUCUUAGGUAGUCCACCUGCACCGGCUUUGUUGGAUAAUUCCUUAGAAGCCACAUCUUUGAAGUUAGAAUGGAGGUUUCCAAAAGCUACCGGAACAAGACUGAGCUAUCAUAUACAAUGGCGUUAUGAAGAAUUAACAGCCUCUUGGCAGUAUUCCAGAAAUGCCACUUGGGACCCAGAAACCAGCAAUUUUUUAGUUAAAGAGUUGCAACCUUAUACGAAAUAUCGGUUCCGAGUGGCCCUGAACCUGGGCCACCACGGCCACCUCGGCGAGCCCAUCUUCUCCGAGCCAAGCGUCGUGAUCGCCACCCUGGCCUCGGGGCCGCCCGCCUCGCCGCCCGUUCACCUGCGCGCCGCCCCCGUGGACGCCCGCACGGUCAGCGUCAACUGGGAACCCGGUCCCUUCCCGCACGGCCCCCUCCUCUCCUACGUGCUCCAGAUCGUCGACGACGACAACGGGGGCCCGGCGCCCCUCGUCGAAGUCAAGGAUGUUCCAUCGACUACGUCAUUUUAUCUAUAUCAAAACCUGCAACCUGAAAGAAAUUAUACUGUUUCUGUUCAAAUGAGGAACAGUUAUGGUUCUGGACCUCCAGCAACUGUACAUGUAUCAACUCCGAAAGUAAAACGAGUUGCAGGAAAUCCAGAGCCUGUAUUAAUUUUCGGUACACAAUUUGCAAUUUUCGAAUUGGAAAAGCUGUUGGGUGAUGGUAUACAUCUGUUUCAUUCGGAAUUAUCAAUUGAAGGUAUAGGAAUCCAUAUUAGCAAACAGCUGCUUUUCAUAUCAGAUGUCAGUGGUACUGUUUGGCGCUUACCCAUUGAACAGGAGACCAAGAACAAAACCAAGAUCCUUACUUCCGACCAGAUCGAUUUCUUCCCUUUGGACUUAUCAGUCGAUUGGCUCAACGAUCAGCUCUAUAUUUUGGGUGAAGUCGCUCCAAGGAAAAGUCCACCGAGAUAUAUAAUUAAAAGGUGUAAUCUGGAUGGUACUGGUCUAACAGUCGCCUUGGCAGGACUAACCACCAGACCAAACAACAUGGAAAUAGACCCGUGCAACGGUUACUUGUUAUGGUCGAUCCGGGAAUCCCCUGCAGCGGGGAUAUACAAGUUGGACAUUUCUGAUAUUAGCAACGGCAUCAAGCACGAAAUCAAGCCCGAGAAAAUAUUAAACGGUUCGCACUUGGGAGCUUUCGUGGUGGAUUAUAUGAAUUUUCUGGUUCUUGUAUCGAACCAGAAAUUAAACACGAUAUUCUCCGUUACUUUGGAUGGAAAAAUCGUAACCAACAUUCGCAAGAAUGUCAUAGUACCAAAAAUGAAACACGUCAUCUCCCUUGCUACGGUCAACGAAAGAUUCUACUGGACAGAUGGAAAGUCAGUCUACUACGAAGAAUACCAUCCAGGUAGGCAGCUCUAUUUUAACAACCAGAUGUCACAUUUGGGCAAAACGCAGUACAAGAAGAUAUUUAUUAAUUUGCCUAGCACCCAGCCCUGGCCCAUACCCAGGAACCCUCCCAUAAAUCUGCAGGCUGUAUUUGGUACGACCAUGGCAAAAACGAAAUGGAGUCCGCCGCAUUUGCUGGGACUACAAGGAAAAGCAGCUUGGCAAAACUGGUCUUACGAAAUUUCAAUUCAGAAUUUAAUAAACGGUUCUAUAUCAACUUACACCACAAAUUCCACGUCAUUUAGUUUAAACGAUCUUACGGAAAACACUGAGUAUCUUCUUAGAGUGCUGGCCUAUACUAAAUAUGGCAAGAGUCCAUGGUCUUCAGAGUUCAGAGGUAGCACUUUGGAGAAGGACAGGAAUCCUGUAUUUUUGUGGUCUGGCAUAGAAGGUCUAUUCAAAUCAGAUUCUACUAUAGAGAAUGUGGAAACUUUAAUACACAAGAGUGGAAUGGGAAAUAUUGCUUUCACUGGAGUCUCGUGGUAUCAAGACCAACUUUACAUGGUUAGUAAUAAUAGCCACGUGGUAUGGUACAACUUGACCUCCCAUAAAUAUGGUAGACUAGCCGACAUGGAUUCUGUUGGUAGCAUCGCAGUAGACUGGAUUGGGAAAAAACUGUAUUGGUCAAAUUUGAAACAACAACUGAUUAUUCGCAGUGAUUUAAAUGGUAGCCAGCAAGAACCUCUAUCAAUAUUAACUCUAGCCAAAGAAAUAGUCAUAGAUUCAGUAAAGGCUUACUUGUAUUGGUCUAGGGAGUAUGUUGUCGAAUGUGCUCAUCUAAAUGGAGAAGACAAAAUGGAGUAUGAUCAUCUAGAACCGUUUUCUGGUAGACAAGUUAUGGGACUGACACUGGACAUGGACAAAAAACUAGUAUACUGGGUUGUAAGAGGUUCGGAUGGUUCGCACUUAUUUGAGGCUCCCAUGGCUGGAUAUUAUGAUGGAGAAGAUAUAACAAAACGAAAAGUAGCUCUCUUGCAGCGAGGCAACAUGCAGGGACCUUUCUCCUACUUCAAUAACCGUUUGCUAUGGCUACAAGAUGAGAAAAAUGCAGUGGUGAGCGAUUUAGUAGGGAAGAAUAUAGCUGUUAUAAGUGGAAAAUUAAUAUGGGGUUUGAAUUUGGUGUACGUUGUUGAUGAGUCACUUCAUCCUUGGCCAAGCAACUUAACUGCUGGUAACAUUAAUGUAAUACCAAAAGAAAUAGAUACCGGUUCUGUAAAAGUCAGUGGUUCUUCAGAUUCCUUCAACAUUACUUGGAGCCCAAUAAAAAAUGUGAAUUAUGGCGUAGUUUUUUACGAAAUCCAGAUUGACGGUUUGCCUAGAAACAACUCCACUAUUAUUACUACAGAGCCUACCAUUCGAUAUUGGAGACAUAUUCCGCCAUUCACGCUGAUCAAUGUUAACAUAAGAGCGUUCACUUAUUGGGCUACUUCGCCUCAAAUUAGAGCAGAGAUAUAUUCACCACCGUCAACGCCAUCUGCACCCAUAAAUACUCGAAGUUAUGUUGUUCACAAACACGGUCCAUUUGACUUAUAUUACAGUAGUGUUUCGGUGAUAUUUAGAUGGGACCCACCUCUGUUUCCAAAUGGAGUGCUUCAAGGGUAUUAUGUGAGUUGUUGGUACAUCGGCGAGGAUACUCGGAUAGGUCAAUGUGAUGAUGUUAAAACACCACCAAACCAAACAGAAUAUAAAGCGAAAGAUCUAAUAUACAACAAAGUAUACUUUUUUCAGGUACAAGCUUUCACUGAAAUAGGCACAGGUGCUUUGUCUGAACCAAUAUCAGUUGACGCAGGCAAGGAAGCUCCCUUACCAACCUUAUUAAUAGCUUCAUCAGACUCCAUUUUCAUUGACGACAUGGACACAAAUCAAGCACAUUCUUUACUGACUGGAAUCAAUACUCCCAAAGUAAUAGCGUGUUUGCUAAGGGAACAGAAAGUCUUCUGGAUAAACGAAAUUCGAGAAUUACUCAUGUACGAUUUUUCUUCAGGCAACAAAAUCAAACUGUUUGACAUCAAAGGCAAACCUACUGAUUUAGUAAUGGAUUGGUUAGAAAGAAGCCUGUAUUAUGUUGAAGAAACAAGCGAAGACUCGGGAUCUACCAUUUAUAAAAUCGAUUUAAAUAAAUUUGAGAACGGUAUUGUUCAAAAUGAGAAGAUCUUUUCGACAUCAGCUAAUAUAACGAAAAUAGAGAUCUCACCGUUUACAAGAAAAAUUUAUUGGAUACAAACCAUGGAUAAUCAAUUGCAUAAAGUUAUGUUUUCUGAUUUGAACGGUUAUAAUACUGAAGACUUCUUUUCAUCGUCAAUUCAAGAUCAGGCUAAAAGAAACACUACAGCCGAAGACUGUAAUUGCUCAACUAAUACAAACGUUGAAUCAACAUUUACUAUUGACCAUUCAGUAUUUCAAAUAGAACCCGUUCUUAUAUUCAUUGAUUCUGAUUCCAAAGAGGUGUUCUCGUCAGAUAAAAGUGGAUGUCAGUGUAAUGUAAUUCUUAAUGGCACAAUUCUAAGCGAGUCAGACCCAUUGAAGAAAGUUAAAUUUGAUUUUGACUCACUUUACUGGACUAACUCUGAUGAUACAUUGUACGCAUUGAAACCAAAACAUUCACACUUGUUAAGUAAGCCUUUGAAGUCUAACGAUAUACUUAUUUAUGGAGAACAUACGCAACCAUAUCCUCCCCAAGAUUGUCUUAGUCCUUUGCAGCAUUUAGAUAUAAAACCCAGUAUUAAGAGAAUGUCAUUUGAUUCUCUAACAUUAAAAAUGCCUGAUGUUUUGUUUAAUUCAAAUUGUAUGAACACAUCUAUAGCGACUGUAAUGUACAGAAUCAGGUAUAUUAAGACAAAUAAUAAUCCAGGAGGUGACUUUGGGGAAGUUACAACGUUUGAUAAAGAGAUUGAAGUAACAGAUCUGGAACCUUAUACAAUAUACACUGUAAAGGUAGCGGCGAGCAAUCACUAUUCAGAUGAACACAGUAUAUAUUGGAGUAAACCGCUGAGGUUCAGAACUUCACCUGGAGCGCCUUCCAAGCCACAAAAUAUAUCAGCUGCAGUUUUAAAUCCUACCUUGGUACAAGUUAACUGGUCCCCGCCAAGUCAGCUAAACGGAGAUGUAAUCCGCUACGAAAUACACUGGCUGACAGAAGGAUCGCUUACCGGAGUGCGUCAAAAAGGAGAGCAACCUGUCAGCGAUUUAAGAUUCGUCGAUAAAAAAAUGGACGUGCUGACUACUCUCCUACAGAAACUUAGUCCAAACGAAACGUACACCGUCUGGAUUCGAGCUUACAGUGAGACAAACGAAACGUCUUCGGACAGUGACAGAGUUCAAAUCACGACCUAUCCAGAACCUUCGGAAUUCGAGUUAACAAACCGAACUUCCCAAAGCUUGUUCCUUAUGUGGGAAGUCACUCCUCACAUAUACAAAUACUCUAUCCAGUACGCUCCUAUCACUUCGACCAAUACGUGGAUUGGAGUAAAACAAACCGAUCAGAACGAUGAUUUAGUUGAAAUAGCUGUCGAGGAUUUAAAACCAAAGAACCAAUACAAAUUUCGGCUGGCUUUAUUGUAUGACAAGUAUCCUGAAUGGUAUGUGUGGCCGUCAGAUUCCAGGUUUACAUUUGAAACACUAGGUGAUAGACCAAGUCCUCCUGGUACCCCAGGUAUCCAGCUUUCCGGUCCUAAUAUUUACAAAGUAGUAUGGGAGGCAUCUUUAGACAAUGGCGCCCCAAUAGAACUCUACAAAUUAGAAUGCUUAAAGCUGAUAACGUUCAGAAACAAAAGAAGCACGACCACCAAUAGGACGGCUUGGUUUCACAGUGCGCCAUCUAUCGAAGAGGAAGAAUUUACUUGGGAACAAGUUUAUAAUGGAACAGACAAUUCCUGGGUGAUAAGCGAUUUAAGUGACAAAUACAGAUACGCUUUCAGAGUGUAUGCUCUGAAUUCAUAUGGUUGGAGCGAUCCCAGUCCUGAAAGCACCGAUUUUGAUAUAACGGAAGCUGAGAGAUUGUCACAGAAGAAUCCAAUCAACCUUAUCUUCAUUGCCACGUUUGUCCCUAUAAUAAUAUGUCUGACUAUAGUGAUCUGUUUUAGUUAUUUGACAUACUCUAAAAGAUGCGGUAAGCAAAAAAAAGUCGAACAAAUCACAACCGUUCAACGAGGACCCGACGUAGAACUGGCAACGCUGCGAGAACUACCCAGACGCGGGAUUCACAGCACCAACAUCCUCUACGUAUCAGGCGCCCCUAACAAUGACGAUAUCACCCUGUUGCCCCAUAUCCGUCGGGAUCAGAUAACUUUGUCCACGUUCCUAGGCAGUGGUGCUUUUGGUGAAGUCUACAAAGGCAUAGCUAGAGGAGUAAGCAGCGAUGUAGCUGAGCAAAAAGUCGCUGUUAAAACGUUGAAGGAACAUGCCUCCGAUCAGGAGAAGAGCGAAUUUCUGCAAGAAGCUCAGCUAAUGAGUCAUUUUAAGCAUGAACAUAUCAUUCAGUUACUUGGAGUGUGCUUGGAUAAUGAUCCACAAUUUAUAAUAAUGGAGCUGAUGGAAGGUGGGGAUUUGCUCACUUAUUUGAGAAAUUCCCGGAAUCCAUUGAACAAAACUCCAUCGCUGAACCUAUUAGAACUGCUAAAGAUGUGUCUGGAUGUUACUAAAGGUUGCAGAUAUUUAGAAGAAAUGCAUUAUGUUCAUAGAGAUUUGGCGUGCAGAAACUGUUUAGUUUCCUGUGUUGAAAGCGAGAAUAGAAUAGUUAAAAUUGGAGAUUUUGGACUUACAAGAGAUAUCUAUAAGAAUGACUAUUACAGAAAGGAAGGAGGAGGGUUGCUACCAGUCAGGUGGAUGGCCCCAGAAUCGCUAGGAGACGGCGUAUUUUCUUGCCAAUCAGAUGUGUGGGCUUUCGGAGUACUACUCUGGGAAAUAAUGACCCUUGGUCAGCAGCCUUAUCAAGCCAGAUGUAACCUGGAAGUUUUACAUUAUGUUAAAGCCGGUGGACGUCUGGGAAAACCGACAGAUUGUCCAGAAGAAUUGUACAAACUGAUGUUACAAUGUUGGGAACACGAUCCAGAAAAAAGGCCGACUUUCAAAUAUUGUUUGGAAGUCCUCGACGAAGCCCAUAGGGAACAUUUAAGAAAUCGUGUAACUGGUGCUCAUACGCAGUACAUUAGUACGGUACCUGAUGUACUUGCUGGGAUCGCAAAUGCUGCAUAUUUUCUUGAUGAGAAUGAGAACAGUUCAGCAGGUAUGUCCUGGAAGAGUGAAAACGACGACAACGACGAAACCAACCGGGAACAAACACCUUUCCUAUCACCAGAUGGCCCAAAAGAAAUUCCAAAAUAUCUGGAACUCCUUUACGAACCCGAAUCUGAUACUCCAUUGGAGAACGAUGGAUACGAAGUACCAAAUCAUAUGAUAAGUCCAGAAGAAAGAGCAAAUGAGCCUGCAAAUGACAAAGAAGAACUAAAUUCUAUAAAACAAGCCGAAGAGGAAAGUGCCAAAGACAAAUCUAGUUACGUAUUAUGCGGAAAAAAUUGAUACCAAAACCUGAACCAAAAAUUUUUCAACUAGAGACUUUAUAAUAAAAAUGUGUUUCAUGCGCUUUGAAAUUACUUAAGUAUUUUCAAAAAAAUAGCAGGGUCCUGAUUCUAAAUGUUUUCGAUGGUCGAAAUUAUUAUACAUGGUGAGUCUAAAAUAAGUGCAAAUAUUUUUAGGGGUGGUACACGUCUAUGAGUUUUUCUCUCACAAAAAAAAUAUAUUAAAAAUCGUGCAUUUUAUCAGUUUAAAUUAUCCUGUAUAUUUUAGAACUGCCUGGUCACCGUAAAUUUUCCCAAUCUAAGAUUUUCAUAAUUAUAUAAAUAUUAUCAUAUGUAGCUGUCGGAUUCUGAGCCGCAUUAGAACUUCUCAUUCACUCAAAAAUAUAUUAAGAUGACCAGCUGGUCUUAUUAUUAUAAGCAUAUAGAUAGCAUAGAUUAUUAUCUAUGCUAUUAAGAUUUCUAUAUAGAAAUUAGAUUUUAACUAGUUUCAAGCAGUUGAAUUUGCAUUCAAUAAUGGAACAGUAAAAACGGUCAGAUCAAUUUCAACUGUCGAAAGAAUUUUGAAUCAGGGUCUAGUUCUUAUUUAUCAAUACCUUUACAAAAAAAAGCUUUAGUAAACUUGUCAUUUUUUGUGACAUUUAUCAUUAUAUAUGUUAUGUUAAACAUUUGAAUUUAUAAGUAAUGUCUAUUACCCUGAAGGGGUUCGUUUCAGCAAACUUUUGAAAAGAAAAUACAAAUCAAAAUUUCUACUUUAUAUGAAGUCACUAAAUUUAGAAUCCACGGAGACAAUUUCACACAUACCUACCUAAGAAAUAUUGAAUUUUCAAAUGGUAUACUAUUUUCUUAGUUUCGUAAAUUUCUGUUCAAGAGUCACAAUGAAAUCCGAGGAUUCUCAACUCAGUGACUUUAGAUAAAUAUUUUGAUUUUUAUCUUUAUUGUUUCAGAGAUGACAUUUCCAGUGUUUGUAGAUAUGUGAAUUUAUACUUAAACAUUACUAUUUAUACUCUCUAUUAUUUUCAUAAUUUUCAGAGGUUAAUAAAUGUUAUAUCAUACCGUAUGAUGGAUAAAAACGGCGAUGAUUGGACUGAAAAUAACGAUCGCUCUGAUUUUAUAGGUAAGUAUAUAAUAUUAUGUAGUGAAUAUCAUAGAUCGUCAUUUCGAAGCCCUCUUAAUGCCGUUUUUUUUUUCGAUUAUACGGUUAUUUAGGUUAAGAAUUAAUUAUAUAGUUAAAAUCAAACAAAAAAAAUUGUGUGUGCACUAUGUGCGCAUAUGUGCGCAUAAUGAAACUUCUCACUUCUGUUUCUCCCUCUGUCCAUCUGAGGAUUUCAUUCGUGUACCUCUAUCCACGUGCCGAGUUUGGUCCCAAUCGACCCAUAAAAAUCCUGAUGAUUUCGUCCAUUUAGAGGCAUCGGCAUCGGUUCGAAACGUCGAGGGCGUCAUCCUGUAG